UCUCUCCCUUAUAUUCAUCGUCCAAGAAACGAAACGAAACCCCCCCUGGAGAGAAAAAGAGGCGAAAAUGGUGCAGCGUCUUGUUUACCGGUCGCGCCACAGCUACGCCACCAAAUCCAACCAGCACCGUAUCGUCAAGACUCCAGGAGGUAAAUUGGUGUACCAAACCACUAAGAAGAGAGCUAGUGGCCCCAAAUGCCUUGUUACUGGCAAGCGUAUUCAAGGAAUUCCUCACUUGAGGCCUUCUGAAUACAAGAGGUCUAGAUUAUCAAGAAACAGGAGGACUGUGAACCGUGCAUAUGGUGGAGUCUUGUCUGGUUCUGCAGUCAGGGAAAGGAUUAUUCGGGCAUUCCUUGUUGAAGAGCAAAAGAUUGUCAAGAAAGUGUUGAAACUCCAAAAGGCUAAGGAGAAAGUAGCCCCCAAGGCUUAAAGCUUUUGAUGUUCUUUUUUGUCUGUUUUGGGAUUAUGGCUAUGUUCAAGUGAUAGGACUUGGUGCAGUCAUGUGAGAACAUCUAUGUUACUCAUCCAAUUUUUAAGCUUUGCAUUGUGUUUUCGGUUCUCAACUCUGUCGACAAUUCUCUUCCCUUCAGUUUUGGUUCUUUUAAUUGUUGUUGAAUCCACCUUUAAUGUUCGACUGUUAAGAGCAGAUCUUGGUUAAUAUAUAAUCUUAAUCUUUUGGACACAAAA
Camelina sativa (false flax) is the source of this 687-nucleotide messenger RNA. Its product is annotated as large ribosomal subunit protein eL34z-like. NCBI's taxonomy places the organism in Eukaryota, Viridiplantae, Streptophyta, Magnoliopsida, Brassicales, Brassicaceae. The record is from RefSeq and is a predicted model, not a curated record. Gene Ontology annotation, biological process: translation. Gene Ontology annotation, molecular function: structural constituent of ribosome. Gene Ontology annotation, cellular component: ribosome.